AUGAUUAAGAUAAAGGGAAAGCAAGUACCCUGUUACUUAUCAAAGAAACCAGAGAAAUAUGAAGCAACAACAGCAGAUGUGAUUCUGGAUAAAUACUUCUUGACAAAAAUACAAGGAUCAAGUCAAUAUCAUAUCACUUUGAUCAUAAGACAAAAAAUUGAAGAGAAAAAGAUUGAGAUACUGGACAAAAAUGAGUCAAUGGAGAAGAAUGAUCACACUGCUGUGAAAAUUGAACCAUUAGAUGAUGGCCAGAUGAAAGCAAUGAUUGGAAAAUCUGCAACAAAAGACUUGUUAAGUUCAUGUGUGAAGGUGCAAUCUGAAGAUAUGUCUGAUUACACAUUAAAAGAGAAUGAUGAAAGCAAUGAUGACACAUGA
Molecule: messenger RNA, 375 nt
Organism: Ophidiomyces ophidiicola
Lineage: Eukaryota; Fungi; Ascomycota; Eurotiomycetes; Onygenales; Onygenaceae
Exons: 2
Coding region: 1-375 (124 amino acids)
Source: RefSeq, a predicted model, not a curated record